AUGGCGGACAAGAAACGUUUGGCAUUUUCCAUCAUCCAGUAUUUACAAGAUCAGUUGCAAAAUGGAGAACUUUCCUCUGAUGCUCAAGAAAGUCUUGAAGUUGCAAUCCAGUGUCUAGAAACAGCAUUUGAAGUUUCAAUAGAGGAUCGUAGCUUGGCCGUAUGUCAGACACUCCCAGAGAUUUUUGCAGCAGCUACAGUAAAGGAAAGUCCAAAUGUAACUUCAAAUCCACAGUCACCAUCAGAAGAGGAUGUAACAGAAGCUGAAAGGCUAAAAACAGAAGGUAAUGAACAAAUGAAGUUGGAAAACUUUGAAAGUGCUGUCGCCUUCUACACCAAAGCUAUUGAGCAUAACCCAGCUAAUGCAGUCUAUUACUGCAAUAGGGCAGCAGCUUACAGUAAAAUAGGAAACUAUGCUGGGGCUGUGCGGGACUGUGAAGAGGCUAUAACAAUUGACCCCGGUUACAGCAAAGCCUAUGGCAGAAUGGGGUUGGCACUCUCAAGUUUGAACAAGCACGCUGAAGCUGUGAGCUUUUACAAAAGAGCACUGGAGCUGGAUCCCGAUAACGAUACAUAUAAAUCAAACCUUAAGAUUGCUGAACAGAAAAUGAAGGAGCUACCAAGUCCAAUGGCUGCUCCUGGUGGUUUUGAUCUAGCUGGGCUGCUCAACAAUCCCGGCUUUAUGAGUAUGGCAUCAAACCUUAUGAAUAACCCACAAGUACAACAGUUAAUGUCUGGAAUGAUUUCUGGCUCUGGUAAUCCUAUGGCAGGUGCUGCUGCUGCUGCUGCAACUGGAACCCCUCCACCCACAGAUCUGGCAAGUCUUAUACAAGCAGGACAACAGUUUGCUCAACAAAUGCAACAACAAAACCCAGAAUUGAUAGAACAGUUACGCAGUCAGAUAAGAAGCAGAACUCCAAGUACAAGCAAUGAGGACCAGCAUCAAUGA
This is a messenger RNA of Staurois parvus, 948 nucleotides long. The record is from the annotation of a GenBank genome assembly. NCBI's taxonomy places the organism in Eukaryota, Metazoa, Chordata, Amphibia, Anura, Ranidae.